Messenger RNA from Magallana angulata, 9004 nucleotides. RefSeq names its product sushi, von Willebrand factor type A, EGF and pentraxin domain-containing protein 1-like. The record is from RefSeq and is a predicted model, not a curated record. Gene Ontology annotation, molecular function: chitin binding. The transcript has 48 exons. Gene Ontology annotation, cellular component: extracellular region. Lineage: Eukaryota; Metazoa; Mollusca; Bivalvia; Ostreida; Ostreidae. Bases 304 to 8997 code for a protein of 2897 amino acids.
UAAUUAUUAAUUAUGAUUUAAGAAGAGAUUUAGGUGUAACAUUUGUACCUGUACGUAGCAUAUUGAUUUACGUGUACUUGGAAAAAAAUGAAGACACAUUUGUUUUUUCUCGGGGGAUAAUAACAUAAAUAUGUCCACACAAUCUGUCCCAAGACUGAUUUCACGAUGCAUCUUUAUGAAAUUGAUUUAACUAUACGCCGACGACAUUAAUGGAUGUCCUUAAAGUUUCUUAGUAAGCAGUGGGUCAUGUGACAUCAUACGAUUGGAUUCUUCCAGGCCUAAGUUAUGUUUUAAUCAUUUGUAAUGCAUAGGGCUUAUGAAGUCUUAAAAGACACAAGGGUUCAUUUCAGAAACUUAAAGAUAAUGAAAAAAAUAAAAGAACUACUAUGUUUGUUAAUUAUAUUUGCUGCUCAAGUCAGAAGUUUCGACGAAAGAGGAUGCAAAGGGUUAAUGGAACUCGUUGUCAUCAUCGACGGAUCCGACAGUAUUAACGAACCCGACUAUAAUUCCCUAAAACGCUCCAUGACUAGUUUAGUGCAAAGUCUGGAUAUCCAGGAGGCAGAAAUCCGAAUCUCAUUUAUCGUCUUUAGUUCCAACAUUGCUCUAGAGACCCCCCUUGUCGGCAAUAAACCACAAGCCCUGCAAACGGCGGCAACACUGCCCCACCCCCGGGACGGUACCAAUACAUGGAUGGCUUUAGAGGCUAUGUACAAAAUAGUUUCAAAGCAGAAAAGAGAAGGUGUACCUAUUGUCGGCGUGGUUUUAACGGACGGAAUCUCGAAAAACAAGACUAAAACAACAUAUGCCGCCAACGCUCUGAAAGACCUCGGGGUGACAAUGUACUCCAUAGGUGUGACCGAUAUCAAGAACAAAGAGGAGCUGAAUAACAUUGCGUCUUCCCCGGAAAACGUGAUCACAUUUCAGACGUUUGAUGAGCUCGCAGCGAAACUUGAGUCCCUUGUGAAACUUGUUUGUCCAAAAUGUCCUCCCAACCCUCUACUCCCACACUCUCUCACCGUCCCUGGAGACUAUAUCGUGGACACCGUUAUAGAGUACCACUGUAUGGACGGCUACAUACCAGACGGAAACAACACAAUCAAGUGUCAAAGGGACCAGACGUGGACAAAACUCGAAUACGCCUGUCUAUCUGACUGUAAGGAUCCUCCCAUCCUGGAACAUACAACAUUAGAGCUAGCUGGACGUCUGGAGGGAUCGACCACAAAGUACAAAUGUGAAACAGGGUCUGUGUUAGAGGGAACACCGGAAACGAUUUGUAAGGAGGACGGGACGUGGUCCAAACCAACAUUUAAAUGCCGAGCUGACUGUGGACUGCCUACUAUAAUAAAAUAUUCAACACUAAGUCCUGGGGGUAAUCUUCAGGGGGACAAGAGAACGUACACGUGUGCCUCAAGCACUGUUCAGGAAGGCAAUCCAGUCAUUGAAUGCUUGAGUUCCGGAAUGUGGUCACAGACUGAUUUAUACUGCCGUCCAAUUUGUGGAGAGCCGCCAGCAAUUGACCGUGCCGUCAUUUCUGCCGGAGGAAUAGUGGAGGGUUCCACACGCACUUACACCUGUAAUGUAAACACAGUGACAGAGGGAAGCACAAUGAUUACCUGUGGUCCAACAGGGAAAUGGUCCGUGACCAGCCUCUAUUGUAGACCGGACUGUGGACCACCCCCAAUGGUAGAGCGUGCAGUUAUCCAAGAGUACCUAAACAUGAUAGAAGGGGUAAGGCUUCCUGGUACAGUGGAAGGAGUCACCAGAUAUUAUCAAUGUCAGUCAAACACAGUAGCAGAGGGAAGUGACAGUACCAUCUGUCAAAUCAACGGACAGUGGUCUGCUACCAACUUGUACUGCCGGCCCAACUGUGGACAGCCGCCUUCUAUUGAUCGCAGUACUGUGAUUUUCGAUGGAACCCUGGAGGGUCAAACGGCUUCUUACACUUGCUUGCAGAACACUAAAACAGAAGGCACCACAACGAUCACGUGCGGAAAUAACGGAAUGUGGUCAUCUACCAAUCUCUAUUGUAGACGUACGUAUGAAUAUCAGUUACCGUUGUCCACCGAUUUUAAUCUUGGAAACGCUAGGUUUCUAUACAAAAUGCUUUAUGAAAACAUAAACGCCACUCUUGCCCUUUUAGCCAAUUGUGGACCACCUCCAAAGAUCAAGCGAGCCAUUAUAUCCAAGGGAUACAGCUUUGAAGGCUCGACCCGUACCUACACGUGUCAAGGCAACACUGUCACAGAAGGUCUGACCUCCAUCACCUGUGGAAUAAACGGACAGUGGUCAAAGACGAACCUGUAUUGUCGACGAAAAAGACAAAACUCAUCAGAUAGCUCGUCCUCGGAAGAAGACGAAGAAUCCACAACUUCCAGACCGCCCAGAAAGAAGUGCUGUCGUCAGUCGCGCAGUAAAUGCUGUCGGCGGCGGCGGACUUGCCAGAGGUCCUCGAGAUGCAGAGCUAGGCAGAACGUAAAAAUAACCACUAACGCCGCCCAACGUAUUCAGAGCUACGAUUUCAAGGCCGAUGCACUUCGCCAAAUUGAGAACGCGGUUGAUGACGAUGAAAACGACACGGAUUGCGGGGAACCUCUGGUGAUCGAGAGAGCCACUGUUGACCAGGGAACCACAUUGGAGGGUGCUGUCAGAAGAUACACGUGUUCGCAAAACACUAUCACAGAGGGAGAAACCACAACCACGUGCUUGGAGACCGGACUUUGGUCAGCUACAAAUCUUUACUGCCGACCUGACUGUGGACCACCUCCGGUCAUUGCAAGAUCUACGAUUUCUGUCGGAAACAACUAUCAGGGAACCACCCGGGUCUACACCUGCGACGCUAAAACAGUGACUGAGGGGAAAACCUCUAUAGAAUGUCAGAUUAACGGACAAUGGUCAAGUACCGACCUGUAUUGUCGACCCGAUUGCGGAGCACCUCCCCAAAUAGACAGAGCUAUUGUGGGUGACGGAAAAACGACAGAGGGCGCUGUAAGGACGUAUACAUGUCAAGGUCAAACGGUGACAGAGGGUUCCCCUAAAAUCAGGUGUGAGCAGACUGGCGUAUGGUCAACGUCCACUUUGUACUGUCGACCGGACUGUGGAAACCCACCCGUAAUUAAACGAGCCACAAUCUCUGCUGGUAAAAACUUGCAGGGAACCACAAGGAUAUACACGUGUGAUCAAAAUACGGUGACAGAGGGCGAAACUUCUACAAAAUGUCAGAUAGAUGGAACUUGGUCGCAGACCAAUCUGUAUUGUAGACCCGAUUGUGGAAACCCGCCACUUAUACACCGAGCCACGAUCAGCCCAGGAACUACACUAGAAGGAUCUAGCAGAACGUACGCUUGUAAUUCGAACACUCGGACGGAAGGAGAUCCAACAAUCACGUGUCAGGAAAGCGGGGUGUGGUCGUCCACUAACCUCUACUGUCGGCCGGACUGUGGUGAGCCUAAGCCGAUUUUACGGGCAGUGGUCAGUGUCGGAGGUACUCAUGAGGGAGACAAGAGAAAAUACACGUGUAACCAACAAACCGUGACAGAAGGCAACACAGAAAUCUACUGUCAGACGGACGGACAAUGGUCCUCCACUAACCUCUAUUGCAGACCGGACUGUUUGGAACCCCCGAUGAUUGACAGAGCCAUCAUCAGCGUGGGUAGAACGGUAGAAGGCACCACACGGACAUACACGUGUAACACUGGUACCAACACAGAGGGAACCCCCACCAUCACGUGUCAGGCGAACGGCAUCUGGACCUCCACGGAUCUCUACUGUCGACCCGACUGUGGGAACCCACCUCUGGUAGAGAGGUCAUCCAUUUCCGUUGGAAACAACCUUGAAGGAACAACACGGUAUUACACAUGCAUGGAGAAAACAGUCGCUCAGGGCCUUACAUCAACCACCUGUCAAUUAGACGGAACAUGGUCAAUCACAAACUUAUACUGCAGACCGGACUGUGGGGUUCCAAUGGCCAUUCUUAGAAGCACUAUAUCACCUGGAACUACUUUAGAGGGAGACGUAAGGACGUACUCCUGUGAUCCAAACACGGUGACGGAGGGACCAACGGAGUCCAUCUGUCAAAUAAACGGACAGUGGUCACUUACACCCAAUGACCUCUACUGCAGACCUGAUUGUGGAGAACCUUUGCCCAUUGAACGUGCCAGAAUUGAACCUGGAAGUAAUCUUGAGGGGUCCACCCGAUUCUACAGCUGUGAAGCUAACACGGUUGCAGAAGGACAGCUGAAUAUCGUUUGUCAGGCGAACGGAGUCUGGUCAAUGGUCAAUCUAUACUGUAGACCUAACUGUGGUGUUCCCGAGAGCAUACUCCGCGGAGGCGUACGGUACGAGUCUACACUGGAGGGCGCUGUAGCCACUUACUCGUGUAGCCCAAACACUGUUCUAGAAGGUGGAUCCACUAUAGUGUGCCAGGGGAAUGGAAAAUGGUCUAACAGAACCACAUACUGCAGACCGGAUUGCGGUGAACCAAUGGUGAUAGAUAGGGCCACUAUUUCCGUGGGAAAGACUUUAGAAGGAGACUCCCGAUCAUAUACAUGUAACGCAGGAACGGUCCAGGAAUCCGGGCCCAACAAAAUCGUCUGCCAGAAUAACGGACUGUGGUCCUCAACCGACAUUUAUUGCAGACCCGAUUGUGGUGCACCCCCAUUUAUAACUAGAGCCAUAGUGUCGUCUGGUAGUACUCUAGAAGGAAGCAUAAGGACCUAUACUUGCAACGCCAACACGUUGACGCAGGGUACGAUCAACACAAGAUGUCAACUCAAUGGAAAGUGGACUGCCGUGGAUCUUUACUGCAGACCCAUAUGUGGAAACCCACCUUUGAUUGAAAGAGCUUCGGUGAUCGCUAACUCCACUGCGGAAGGCGGAGUAGCCAUCUACACAUGCUCCAGCGGAACAGUGACUGAGGGGUCAACAUCAAUCGUCUGCCAGAACGACGGAGCCUGGUCUCACACCAACUUGUACUGCAGACCUAACUGUGGUCCACCCCCGGAUAUUCCAAGAGCCAACGCCAAACCCGGGGACACGGUCGAGGGAAGCUCCAGGUUUUAUGUUUGUGACAAGUCCACCCAAACUGAAGGAAUCACAGAGACCAAGUGCUUGAAAAACGGGACCUGGUCGAAAAUCGACAUGUAUUGCAGACCUGACUGUGGUGCUCCUGUGUAUGUGGAGAAUUCCAAAACAAUAUACCCAACCUCUACGGUAGAGGGCGCUAAACUGACGUUGGAGUGCGUGGAAGGAACUGUACCGGAAGGCAAUAGUAACGUGUUCUGUCAGAGCGACGGAACGUGGACCAAGCCCACCCUGUACUGCAGACCUGACUGCAAAAAGCCGAUGGCGAUUCCUAGAGCCACCGCCCAGUACACUGGUACCCUUGAAGAGGAUGUGGUGGUGUAUGUCUGCAAUCAGGGAACUGUGAGUGAGGGCGACAACGUUUCUAUCUGCAGACGCGACGGAACAUGGAGUGAAACCAAUCUUUACUGCAGACCUGAAUGUGGACCGCCCCCAAAAGUACCGCGAGCCACAGUCUCCCCCGGAAACUGGACGGAGGGUUCGUCUCUGACAUACUUUUGUGAAAUGAAUACCGUAAUGGAGGGAACGCCCAGUAUCACGUGUCAAAGUAAUGGGAUCUGGUCCGAUUCAAACUUAUACUGCAGACCUGAUUGUGGUCCACCAAAAAUGAUUCACCGCGCAUUAUUAUCGGACGGGGAUACCGUGGAGGGAUCUUUCCGAACCUAUACCUGUAGCGCUAACACAGUUCCCGAGGGAGAGACAAAGAUUGUUUGUCAGAACGAUGGACAGUGGUCCACGACAUCCCUCUACUGCCGACCGGACUGUGGCCCGGCACCAGUGGUGGAAAGAGCUGUAGUGGACGUUGAUGGAACCACUCUGGAAGGAUCCACCAGGUACUACCAAUGUACAGGAGGCUCAGUCAUGGAGGGAGAAACCAGUGUAACCUGCGGGAAUGAUGGACGCUGGUCUGACGUCAGAUUCUAUUGCAGACCCAACUGUAAUCAGCCUCCGCUCAUACCUCGAGCCACUGUGGACACCUCUACCGGUACAUUGGAGGGUGACAUCGCCGUGUACACGUGCGGAAUUAACACUGUACAGGAAGGGUUCGGAGAGACUGUCUGUCAGAAGAAUGGGAUGUGGUCAGAAGUCGACAUGUACUGUAGGCCCGACUGUAAGGCCCCUCCUCAGAUUCCCAGGGCCAUCUUACAAGACGGCCCCACAACAGAGGGAGCGGUCCGUUUCUACGUUUGUGACAAGAAUACCCAGAAAGAGGGUAUCGCAGAAACCAAAUGCCAAUCUGAUGGAACAUGGACCCCCAUCAGUUUGUACUGUCGACCGGACUGUGGAAUGCCCCCACGUAUCCCCAACACUUUCAUUCAAGCCCCAGGACCAACCACGGAAGGAUCAGAAAUUGUGUACGGCUGUAUCGAAAAUUACGUCAGCGAGGGGGAUCCGUCCAUCUUCUGCAAAGAAAACGGGUUGUGGACAAAACCGACAUUGUACUGCAGACCUGACUGUGGGAAGCCAGCACUACCCCCGGGAAUUCUACCGAUACCAGAUAACGUCAACACAUUAGAGGGAUCCGUCAUUACUCUGCAGUGUGAAGAUGACGACGAUGUACCAGAAGGGGACGCAAUUCUGAAAUGCGGCAUCGACGGCCGAUGGUCCAUCUCCAACUUCUACUGCAGGCCGGAUUGUGGAAAUCCACCAGUUAUACCAAGAACGACAAUCAAGGGAUUAGAAGGAGGAACCCUCGAGGGGGCCACCAUUAUGUAUUAUUGUGAUGAAAACACCGACCCAUCCGGUAAUCCAACCAGCGUAUGUACCAAGGAGGGGGUGUGGUCACCAGUCACUAUCAAGUGUAUUUCAAACUGUGGUGAACCAAAUGAUAUCCCCAGAGCCAUACUUCGGGAGGGAGGAAUCACUGAGGGUUCGGUCAGAAUAUAUGACUGUAAGCCUGGUACAGUGACCGAAGGAAGCAAUUCCAUCGUAUGCCAAAGCAAUGGUCUUUGGAGCAGAAGCGAUCUCUAUUGCAGACCCGACUGCGGACAACCACGACAGAUAGAACGUGCGACGGUUUCUCCCGGAAGUACUCUGGAAGGUAGCGUCAGGACAUACACGUGUGAUGCCAACUCCAUAGCGGAAGGAGACAUUGUGACGACUUGCAGGGUAGAUGGAACAUGGAGCAACAUUAACUUAUACUGCAGACCUGACUGUGGUAGGCCACCAACAAUAGCGAGAGCCACCGUGCGACUUGGGGAGACCACAGAAGGGGCAGUGAGGACGUAUAUAUGUGACGCCGACACUAAGGCCAAUGGGGACCCCACCAUCACUUGUCAGAACGACGGACAAUGGACCAUUUCUACACUCACUUGUGAAAUUUCCAUUGUUGUUCCGCCAGAAGAAACGCUUCCUCCUGGCUCAGAUGUUUGCGACAAGUGCAUAAUUAGAAAUGGUGUCGGCUUUAACCCCCAUCCAGAGAACUGUUACAAGUUUGUCCAGUGUUAUUUCGGAGCAAAAGGAGAGAUCCGAUCAGCCAUCAGAAGCUGUCCCUUUGGACAGUACUGGGACCAGGAUGCUCUGACGUGUAAACUUGCCAAACAAGUGUCUUGUCCAAAAGAGAAAUGUCAACUUCCAGUAUUGAAAUCCUAUGCAAUGGACCACGUCCAAAAUUGCCGCGCAUUCUGGAAAUGUAUCUUAGGAAAGUCAUACGGAAUGUGUUGCCCAGAGGGAAAGAGAUAUAAACCAUAUGUUGGGUGUAUCACUGAUCCCUCAUGUACGGACCCCUGCCCACCUAUGUCCGCCGGGCUUGGAUCAUGUGACUCACGCCCCAUUUUCGGCGUUCCCGAAAAAUUUGAGCAGUACGUUCCGGGACACGGAUGGAUACCAAUGCCGUGUGCUCCGGGAACACAGUAUAACCCAUCUGAAUGUGGAUGCACUACAAAUGUCCCCGUUCAACAAACAGACAAAAUUUGCCGUCCGGAAUUAUACCUUCCCUUUGACACUGACACAAGCGACAGAUCUGGCAGUGGAGUGUAUGUAGAAAACUACAACGUCUCUGUGGUCCAGGGAGUGGCUUACUUCAACGGUGAGGCGGAACUAGUAAUACCUAGAUUCGCCAAUUUCGAAUACAAUGAGAUUGUGGUGGCGUUUAAUUAUCUAGAGACACCCCCAAGUCAAGGGGUGACGGCUUUAGUCAGUAACAGUGACUGUUGUACGGCCAAUCCAACAUUGGCAGUGGUCAAGAGUUACAGAAACGUACACUUCCUGGCGAAAUGUAAUGGCGGCUUAGUGACGACAUUCCAACUUCCGUUACACCUUGGAAAUUGGAACCGGGUGUUCUAUAUUCACGAUACUCAAAAGCUAGAAGGAAGAGUGAACGGCGUAGAGAUGUCAAAAUGGGCCAUUGGUCCAGUGCAAAAAACACACACAGCUAUACAUAUAGGUUAUGGAAAAGGCUUUAGAAACUUCAAAGGCUACAUGGACGAUAUUCAGGCCCAAAACAUUACGGAUACAGAUGACGAUUGUGAAGAUAUUGAAAGUGGUGCAUGCUUCCUCCUCAAAGAGCGCCCGUAUCUUUGUUACAAUGACAACAACAAGAUUAAAUGUUGUCUCACCUGCAAACAAUUGUUUACAGAAAUAACAGGUUGUGAAUAUGGUAAUCGAAGAAAGGGUUGUGACAAAAGGAGGUGCCCCAGGGACAAUAAGAUAGACCCUGCUUGCUGUUGGACCUGUGGUGGUUAUACUACCACAUCUACCACCACGACUUCUACCACCACUACAACCACCGAACCACCACCAACCACAACCACCACCAUCACAACAACAACAAUGGCUUCCAAGAUAAUCGACAUUUUUACUCCGAUUAAGUAUUGGAGGAAACCCAAGAUUGCCUCGAGUUCAAUCAAACACGGGUUAAAUGUGGCCUGGGAUGCACUGAAAAAGACGUUUUUGUUAGAUAUUGACGUGAAAAAUUAACAAUGUG